Molecule: messenger RNA, 279 nt
Organism: Lathyrus sativus (Indian pea)
Lineage: Eukaryota; Viridiplantae; Streptophyta; Magnoliopsida; Fabales; Fabaceae
Source: the annotation of a GenBank genome assembly
AUGGAUGCAAAAGGAAUGUUCGAGGUGUUUAAGUUAUACGGUUUGGUAUCAAAAGUAUUUAUCGCAACAAGGUUAGAUAAGAAGGGGAGGAGGUAUGAUUUUGUACGAUUUCGAAAGGUGAAUGACGAGAGGAUUUUGGCAGUAAAGCUGGAUAACAUUCAGAUUCAGGGGAGGAAGCUACAUACAAAUGUACCUAGAUUCCAAAGGACUACAUCGGUCAAGAAGGAUCAGGGAGGCCAUAAGGGAGGAUUUGGUGUUGCUGCUACUACGAUGAUUUGA